CACAGGUACAUCUGGAAUGUGGCUUGGGAUGUGGCUAUAAUGGGCCCACCUGCCUUGAUCACACCCAGCGCAUUAGCAUAGCAGCACCAGGUUCAAGCCAGAACACAAACUCUUCCUGCAUUCCACUCUCUGAUUCCCUCCAGAUGUGAUGGUCUACAACUUCCCUCACCAUGGUCAGUACUAAGCAAAAGGCAGAUGGGAACCAUGCCGGACCACCGAUAUAUCCUGAGCAGAAGGAUUUUGAUAUGAUCUAUAGAAUUGAAGAUGCGCCACCUUGGUAUCUCUGCAUCCUGCUGGGAUUUCAGCAUUACUUGACAUGUUUCAGUGGCACCAUCGCAGUUCCCUUCCUCCUGGCAGAAUCCCUGUGCGUAGGGAAGGACCAAUACACCAUCAGCCAGCUCAUUGGUACCAUCUUCAGCUGUGUGGGGAUCACAACUCUUAUCCAAAGCACUGUGGGAAUUAGGCUGCCUCUGUUUCAAGCCAGCGCCUUAGCGUUCCUGGUUCCUGCCAAAUCCAUUCUGGCCCUGGAGAAAUGGAAAUGUCCUCCAGAAGGGGAGAUCUAUGGCAACUGGACGUUACCUUUAAACACGUCCCACAUUUGGCAGCCGAGGAUGAGAGAGAUCCAAGGAGCAAUCAUCGUUUCCAGCCUGGUUGAGGUGGUCAUUGGUCUGGUGGGCCUCCCUGGGGCCAUGCUAAACUACAUUGGGCCCCUCACCGUCACUCCCACCGUCUCCUUAAUUGGGCUGUCCGUGUUCCAAGCUGCCGGCGACAGAGCGGGAUCGCACUGGGGCAUUGCAGCACUGUCGAUUUUCUUAAUCAUUUUGUUUGCUCAGUACCUACGAAACGUGUCUUUUCUCCUCCCCGGCUACAAAUGGGGACAAGGGUGCACUGUGUUCAGAAUUCAGAUCUUCAAGAUGUUCCCGAUCAUUCUGGCCAUCUUGGUGGUCUGGCUGCUGUGUUACAUUCUGACAGUGACAGAUGUAUUUCCUCGUGAUGUAGAUGCCUAUGGAUUCAAGGCCAGAACAGACGCUAGAGGAGAAAUAAUAUCCAUUGCGCCGUGGUUCCGUCUCCCUUACCCUUGCCAGUGGGGCAUCCCCACAGUGACAGCCGCCGCCGUGCUGGGCAUGUUCAGCGCUACCUUGUGUGGGAUCGUUGAGUCUAUUGGCGAUUAUUAUGCUUGUGCUAGGCUUGCAGGUGCUCCACCUCCACCUGUGCAUGCCAUUAACAGGGGCAUUUUUACAGAGGGAAUCUCUUGUAUCAUUGCUGGUUUGCUGGGCACUGGCAAUGGUUCGACUUCCUCGAGCCCCAACAUCGGCGUCUUGGGCAUCACCAAGGUAGGCAGCAGGAGAGUGGUACAGUACGGUGCUGGAAUCAUGCUCAUUUUGGGAACCAUUGGCAAAUUUACAGCUUUGUUUGCCUCCCUCCCUGACCCAAUCCUUGGAGGGAUGUUUUGCACAUUGUUUGGCAUGAUCACAGCUGUGGGUCUCUCCAACCUGCAGUUUGUCGACAUGAACUCCUCCCGCAACCUCUUCGUCCUGGGCUUCGCAAUGUUUUUUGGGCUCACCGUCCCAAACUACUUAGAUUCGCGCCCAAAUGCUAUCAACACAGGUAUUGCUGAAGUGGACCAAAUAUUAACAGUGCUCUUAACCACAGAAAUGUUUGUGGGAGGUGGCAUUGCAUUCAUACUGGACAAUACCAUCCCAGGGACUCUAGAGGAACGUGGUCUAGUACAAUGGAAGGCUGGGGCACAUGCAAACAGCGGCACGUCUGCAAAACUCAAGAGUUACGAUUUUCCAUUUGGAAUGGGUGUGGUUAGAAGGAUCCGGUGGUUAAAAUAUGUGCCAAUUUGUCCAGUCUUCAUGGGUUUUCACUGCGGAACAAAGCGGGAUUCCAGCACACCAGAACAGACAGCAAACACGGCAGAGAUUACAGUCAUAUGUACAAAAGUUUGAAGAGACUCCCAUAAGGUAUGGAAGUUUGGACAAUCUCAGAUACUAGGGUAUUUAGAUCAUACCCCAUGCCUCAAGCAAAUCACACCAGCAGAGAUUUUCUUCUGCCAACGAGUUGAGUUAAAGAAAAAGCAGUUAACAUUCAGCCUGGUGAACGGUUUAGCUGUAAAUCUGUAAGACACCUUUGUUCAUGGGCAGAAUUCUGCCACCCCCUUUCAGUUCUGUCUAUCCAGUACGUGCUUGGAAGAAAAAGAUGUAUUGGUGCUAUGUUAUGUUUUUGGGCGGCCAUUAGCAGAAUUGUGUGUAUCUUCCUGUCAAAAUAAGUAAAUUCCACAGUCAAAAUGAUUCGGUCAAGUAUAAUUGCUUUAAACGUACUUUGAUUUUUA
Messenger RNA from Podarcis raffonei (Aeolian wall lizard), 2335 nucleotides. RefSeq names its product solute carrier family 23 member 1 (gene SLC23A1). The transcript is spliced from 14 exons. The coding region runs from base 171 to 1952 and encodes 593 amino acids. Gene Ontology annotation, molecular function: transmembrane transporter activity. Gene Ontology annotation, cellular component: membrane. Gene Ontology annotation, biological process: transmembrane transport. The record is from RefSeq and is a predicted model, not a curated record. Lineage: Eukaryota; Metazoa; Chordata; Lepidosauria; Squamata; Lacertidae.